AUGGGGGGGGUUUGGGGGGUGGUGGUGUUAGGUGGGGGGGGGGGGGGGGGGGUGGUUGGGGGGUUUUGUGUUUUGUGGUGGUGGUGGGUUAGGGGGGGGUGUAGUGUGUAUGUUGGUUGGGGGGUUUGGUGGGGUUUUUGGUGUGUGUUGGGGGGUGGGGGGUUGGGGGUUGGGGGAUUUUUGGUUUGUGGGGUUUGGGGGGUUUGGGGGUUGGGUGUUGGGGUUUGGGGGGUUGGGGGGGGGUUGGGGGGGUUGGUUGUGGGGGGGGGUUUGGGGGGGGUUUGGGGUUUGGGGGUGUGGGUGGGGGGUUGUUGGUUGUGGGGGUUGGGGGGUUGGGGGGUGUGUGGGUUGGGGGGGGGGUGGGGGGGUUGGGGGUUUGGGGGGUUGGGGUUUGGGGGGGGGGUUGGGUGUGUUGUGGUGUGUGUUGGGUUUGGGGGUUGUGUGUGGUGGAUUUUUGUGGUUGGUGUGUGGGGGGUUGUGUGGUUUUUUGGGUUGGUUGUGUGUGGGUUGUUGGGUUGUGGGGGUUUGUUUUGGGUGUUGUGUUUUGGGUGUGGGUGUGGGUUGGUGGGGGGGGGGGGGGUUGUGGGGUGUGUGGUGUUGGGUGGGUUGGGGGGGGGGGGGUGUGGGGUUGGGGGGGUGUGGUUGUUGUUGGGUGGGGGGGGUGGGUGUUGGGUUGGUGUGUUGUGUGUGGGGUUUUGGGGGGGGGGGGGGGGGGGGGGGGGGGGGGGGGGGGGGGGGGGGGGGGGGGGGGGGGGGGGGGGGGGGGGGGGGGGGGGUGGUGGGUUUUGGUGUGGGGUUUGGUGGGUGGUGUUUGUGGUGGGGGGUUGGUGGUGGGUUUGGUGUGGGGUUUGGUGGUGGGGUUUGGUGGUGGGGGUUGGUGGUGGGUUGGUGGUGGGGUUUGGUGGUGGGGGUUUGGUGGUGGGUUUGGUGGUGGUUUGGUGGGUGGGGGUUGUUGUGGGGUUUGGUGGGUGGGUUUGUGGUGGGUUUGUGGUGGGUUUGGUGGUGGGGUUUGUGGUGGGGGGUUUGGUGGUGUGUGGUGGGUGGGGUUUGGUGUGGGGGGGGGGUGGGGGGUGGGGGGGGGGGGGGGGGUGGUGGGGGGUGGUGGGGUGGGGGUGGGGGGGUGGGGUGUUUUGGGGGUGUUGGGGUGGGGGGUGGGGGGGGUGUGGGGGUGUGGGGGGUAGGGGUGUGUGUGGGGGGGGGUGGUGGGGUGGGGGGUGGGGGGGGGUGUGGGGGGGGGUUGUUGUGUGGGGGUUGUGUUGUGGUGUGGGGGUUUUUUUUGGGGGUUUUGGGGGGGGGUUGGGUGGGGUGGGGGUGGUGGGUUUUGUGGGUUGGGGGGGUUGUUUGGGUGUUGGUUGUGGGGUGGGGUGGGUGGUUGGUUGGGGGGGUUGGUGGGGGGGGUUGUGGGGGGGGGGUGUUGGGGUGGUGUGGGUUGGGGGGUGUGGGGGUGGGGGUUGUGGUUUUGGGGGGGGUGUUGGGGUGGGGGGGGGUUUGGGGGGGUUGGGGUGGUGUUUGUUGGGGGGGGUGGGUGGGGUGGGGGGGGUGGGUGGGGGGGGGGGGGGGGUUGUUUUGGGGGUGGGGGUUGGGGGGGGGUGGGGUUGGGGGGUUGGUGGGGGGGGGGGGGGGGGGUGGGGUGGUGGGGGGGGGUGGGGGGGUGGGGGGGUUGUGGGUUGGGGUGGUUGUGGUGGGGUGGUGGGUGGUGGGUGUGGGGUGGGGGGUUUGGGGGUGUGUGUGGUUGGGUUUGGGUGUGGUUGGGUGUGGUGGGUUUGUGUUUGGGGGUGGGGUGGGUGGGGGUUGGUGUUGGGUUGGGGUGGUUUUGGGGGUUGGGGUGGUGUGGUUUGGUGGUGUUGUGUGGUGUUGUUUGGGGGUGGGUGGGGGGGGGUGGUUGGUGGGGGUUUUUUGGGUUGGUUUUGGGGUGGUUGGUGGGUUGUGGGGGGGGGGGGGGGGGGGGGGGUGGGGUGGUGGUGGGGGUGUGGUGGGGGGGGGGGGGGGGGGUGGGGGGUGGGGGGUGGGGGGGGGUGGGGGGUUGGGGGGGUUUUUGGGGGGGUGGUGUGGGUUGUGGUUGGGGGGGGUGGGGGUGGGGGGUUGGGGGUUGGGGGUUGGGGGGGGGGGGGGGUGUUGGGGUGGGUGUUGGGUGUUGUGUGGGGGGGUUUGGGUGGGGGGGUGGUGGGGGUUGGGGUGGGGGUGUGUUGUGGUUUUUUUUGUGGUGGGGGGUGGGGGGUUGGGGGGGGUGGGGGGGGGUUUGGGUGGGGGGUGGUGUGGGUGUGUGGGUGGGGGGGUGGGGGUGUGGUUGUGUGGGUGGUAUUUGUUUUUUGUUUGUGGUGGUGUGUGUUUUGGUGGGGUGGGGGUGGUGGUUUUGGUGUUUGGGGGGGUGUGUGGGGGGGUUUGGGUGGGGGUGGUUUGGGGGGGGGGGGGGGUGGGUGGGUGGGGUGGGGGUGUUGGGGUGGGUGGGGUGGGGUUGGGGGGGGGGGGGGGGGGUGGUGUUUGUGUUGGUGUUUGUGGGGGGGUGUUUGGGUGGGUGGGUGGGGGUUGGUGGGGGGGGGGUGUGGGGUGGGUGGUGGUUGUGUGUUGGGGGUUGGGGGGUUUUGUGGGGGUUGGGUGGUGUUGUUUUUUGUGUGGGGUGUUGGGUGUUGGGGGUGUUUGGUGGUGGUGUGGUGGUUGGUGUGGGGGGGGGGGGGGGGUUUUGUGGGGGGGGGGGUGGUGGGGUUUGUGGGGGGUGGGGGGGGUGGUGUGGUGUGGGGGGGGGGGUGGGUGUGGGGGGGUGGUGUGUGUGGUUGUGGUGGUGGGGGGGGGGGGGGGUGGGGGUGUGUUUUGGUGGGGGUGUGUGGGUGUGGUUGUGGGGUGGGUGGGGGGUGGUGUUGGGUGGUUGGGUUUUUGGUUUGUUGGGUGGGUGGUGUGGGUGGGGGUGGGUGGGGUGUUUGGGUGGUGUGUGGGGGUGUUGGGUGGGUGUGGGGGUGUUGGGGUGGUGGGUGGUGUUGUGGUGGGGGUGUUGGGGGGGGUUGGGGGGGGUGGGUGUGGGGGGGUUGGGGGGUGGGGGGGGGUUGUGGUUUUUGGGGUGGUGUUGGGUGGGGGGGUUGGUGGGGGGUUGGGGUGGUGGGUUGUGGUGGGGUGGGGGGGGGGUUGUGUGUGUGUUUGGUGUGUUGGUUUUUGUUGUGUGGGGGGGGUGGGUGGUUGGGGGGUGUUGUGGUGUGGGUUGGGUGGUGGUUUGGGGGGGGGGGGGGGGGGUUUGUGGGGGGGGGUGGGUGGGGUGUUGGUUUGGGUGGGGGGGGUGUGUGGUUUGGGGGGGGUGGGGUGGGGGGGGUUGGGGUUUGGGGGGUGGUGUUGUGGUGGGGUUGUUGUUGGGGUUGGGUGGUGGGUUGUGUUGGGGGUUGUUUGGGUGGUGGGUGGUGGGGGGGGUGGUGGGGGGUUUGUGGUGGGUGGGGGGGUGUGGUGGUGGGGGGGUGGUGGGGGUGGUGGGUUUGUGGGUGGUGGUGGGGGGUGUGUGUGUGGGGGUUGGUGGGGGGUGUUUUUUGGGUGGGGGGGGGGGGGGGGGGGGGGGGGGGGGGGUUGGUGGGGGUGGUUGUGGUGUGGGGGGGUUUUGGGUGGGGGGGGUGUGGGGGGGGGGGGGGGGGGGGUGGGGGGGGGGUUGGGGGGGUGGGGGUGGUUGGGUUGGGGUUGGUGGGUGGGGGUUGGGGGUGUGGGUGUGUUGGGUGGUGUGUGGUGUUGUUUUUUGUUUGGUGGGGGGGGGGGGGGGGGGGGGGGGGGGGUGGGGGGGGGGGGGUUGUGUUGGGGGGGUGGGUGUGUGUGUUUUUGGGGGAGGUGGGGGGGGGGGUAUGUGUUGUGGGGGGGGGGGGGGGGGGGGGGGGGGGGGGGGGGGUGGGGUUUUUGGGGGGUGGUUGGUGGUUUGUGGGGGGGGUGGGGGGGUGGGGGUUGUGUGUUGGGGUGGGGGGUUGUGGGGGUGGGGGGUUGGGGGGGGGUUGGGUGUUUUGGGGUGGGGGGGGGGUGUGGGGGGGGGGGGGGGUUGGGGUGUGGUUGGGGGGGGUGUGUGGGUUGUUUGGUGUUGUUGUGGGUGUGGGGGUUGGUGUUGGGGUUGUGGUGGUUUGGUUGGGGUUUGUAUGUUUGGGGGGGGGUUUUUUGUGGGGUUGGGUGGUGGUUUGUAUGGUUGGUUGUGUUAUGUUGGUGGGGGUGGGUGGUGUGUGUUGUUGUGGGGUGGGAGGUUGGGUGUGUGUGGGGUGUGUGGGGGUGUGGGUGUGGGGGGGGUUUUGUUGUUGGGGUUGGUGGGGGUGGGUGGUGUGGGGGGGGGUUGGUGGGGGUGUUGGGUUGUGUUUGGGUGGUUGUGGGGUUGUGGUGUUUGUUGGGGGGGUGGGUGUGGGGGUUGGGUGGAGGGGGGGGUUUGGUGGGGGGUGUGUUGGGGGUGGUGGGGGGGUGGGUAUUUGGGUGGUUGUGGUUGUUUUUGGGGUUUUGUGGGGGGGGGGGGUGGGUUGGGUGGUGUUUUUGUUGUGGGGUGUGGUUGUGGGGUGGUUUUGUUGUUGA
Molecule: messenger RNA, 4509 nt
Organism: Knipowitschia caucasica
Lineage: Eukaryota; Metazoa; Chordata; Actinopteri; Gobiiformes; Gobiidae
Source: the annotation of a GenBank genome assembly